Zophobas morio is the source of this 1047-nucleotide messenger RNA. Its product is annotated as pickpocket protein 28-like. The transcript has 5 exons. The record is from RefSeq and is a predicted model, not a curated record. Lineage: Eukaryota; Metazoa; Arthropoda; Insecta; Coleoptera; Tenebrionidae. Gene Ontology annotation, biological process: sodium ion transmembrane transport. Gene Ontology annotation, molecular function: ligand-gated sodium channel activity. Gene Ontology annotation, cellular component: plasma membrane. Bases 22 to 1047 code for a protein of 341 amino acids.
UCCAGUCAUGUUUCAGAAUUUAUGACAAAUAGUAGCAUCCAUGGACUCAAAUACUUGGUUGGAAAAGAGAGAACUUUAAUCGAAAAAAGUUUAUGGCUUGCAGUGUUGUCAGUAUCAAUCUACACAUGUUCGCUUUUGAUUAAAUCGGCUUGGCAAAAGUGGGAGGAGUGUCCAGUCGUAGUGGGUUUUGGCCAAACACCUGUACGGAUGUGGGAAAUACCAUUCCCAGCGGUUACCAUUUGUUCUGAGUAUGAAUAUAACAGAGAAUCAAACGUCACGGUUAAGUACCUCGUGCGCAAAAAAGGUUGGCAAGUGGGAAAAAUGUCAGUUUAUUGCGACAGCGAAGCGAACGGUAUUUAUCCCCAUGAGACUGUAUUUGAAGCGGCCGAUUAUUACGAAGGACCCGAAUGGGAGGAAUUUUUGGUUGGGACAGCCUUACUGUCUGAACAAAUAUUUGCGUUUUGUCAAUGGGGCUGGAAAUACAGCUGCGCAGACAUUUUUUUUCCGGUGAUAACAGAACACGGAAUUUGUUUUUCUUUCAAUAUGUUGGACAAAAAUGACCUUUUUCGUGACACUAGCUAUAUAGCAGAUGCACUUGGAAAUCAGGAUGACAUUUCUCACUGGACGUUUGACAAAAAUUACGACGAAACUAACGACGACGUUUAUCCCAGAAGGUCUGAAACCAUCAGCGAGAAAUUAGAAGUGGGUUUAAAAUCUUAUUUGGAAAAAGUGGCAUGUUUGGGAUUUGACAAAUUUUUCAUGAUGAUACAUCACCCUGCGGACACUCCGUCCAUGCGACGAGCAUUCGAACUAGAAACCAACAAAUCUCACGAAAUAUUGAUCACUCCACAAGUAGUUGUUAGUUCCGAGAACUUAAGAUCUUACUCACCCCAAAGAAAAAAGUGCUAUUUUCCUGAAGACCGUUACUUAUAUUUUUACAAAAUUUACACUGUGGAAAAUUGUAAAAGAGAAUGUCUUGCUAACUACACACUAAGUAAAUGUGGAUGCGUUCCGUACUACUUACCACGUAACUACAUUUUUUAUUAA